Molecule: messenger RNA, 984 nt
Organism: Colletotrichum aenigma
Lineage: Eukaryota; Fungi; Ascomycota; Sordariomycetes; Glomerellales; Glomerellaceae
Product: 37S ribosomal protein S35
Exons: 2
Coding region: 1-984 (327 amino acids)
Biological process (GO): mitochondrial translation
Cellular component (GO): mitochondrial small ribosomal subunit
Molecular function (GO): structural constituent of ribosome
Source: RefSeq, a predicted model, not a curated record
AUGCCUCCACGAACCGGCUCGUCAUUGUCGCCACUGACCGUUGGCGCCAAGUGGUGCGAUGCUCAACUGAGCAGAGCGUCACGAUCAUGUCCUGCUGCGCAAGUCUCUUGUCAGUUUUCCACAACGUCGCAGCAGCUCAGAAGGUCAAAGGCGCAGCACAGUCUCUACCGAUGGCUGAAGGAUCCUAAAGGCGGCAUGCUGUUUCGCGACGCUCCUCAGAAUGGUCCGAAAUACGUGGGAUCGCUGCCAGACCAGCCUUUUCCUCUGAACCCUCUUUUCAGAAGCCAGUCUGUGUUGAGCGAGGAACUCAGGGAAGAGAUUUACCAUCGAGUCAAGACGAGCAAACACUCGCUCAAGACGGUAUCAUCUUCUCUGGGUGUCGAUGUUCGCCGAGUUGCUGCGGUGGUGCGCAUGAAGGAGAUGGAGAAGCAAUGGGUUGCCGAGAAGAAGCAGCUAGCUACACCCUAUGCUAAAGCGGUUCUGGGCAUGCUUCCCCAGACCAUCUUGAGGAAGGAGGCUCAAAUUCCCCAUGAACCAAUCAAUGAGAUUCACGUACACAAGCUCACGAUGCAGCAACUAUUCGUCCCCGUGUCCGAGUCACGUCAAUUCAACAGAGAGGACGCGGCCAAGGCAUUCCACAGGAACAUGUUAUCCGCCGACCAGCGAUCACCUUUAAAGGAGCUUGUGACAAUGAGGAAAUCAAUAGACAGCGGCGUGAAGCCAGCUGAGGCGUUCGAGAAGUUUCAGGAGACAACUCGAGCUGAAGAAGACAGGCUCAUUGAGAAGGAGAGGCGGCGUCUGGAAAAGGCGGAGGAAGAAACGACACGCGUGGACACUGGUCGCUUUGAGUUCAGAUUCAAGGAGAUGAACGUCGAAGCCGCUGGCAAGGACGGCCGUGGCCGCAAGGCUGUGGGCUGGAGAUAUGGUGUGCCUUUCUAUGACCGCAAGAAGGGAGAGUUUAAGCUCCCCACAUCGGUACCAUGA